GUUUCCUACGAUACGCAAUCGCUAUAUGCGACCUUUCAAGCAGUAUGUUAAUCAAGGUUUAAGAGGAAACACAAAUGUACUGACGUUAAGCCAUCUCUGGUUGCUUUUUGAUAUGGUAGGAAGACUACUAUUGUUCUCGCUCGCUUGUAUCUUUGCAGAAAUCACUUACUUCCGCUACAGCCAGCGACUCUCAGAAUGGAUCAAAGCACAUCGCUACUGUCAUCAACUUUUUGAAUGGUUUCGCAAAGCUGGUCAACUUCUUCAACUCCAUCCUAAGCGUGAAGCCGAAAAUAAAAAUACUGUUGAACUCAAGGGCAUCUCAUACUUCGCGGAAUAAGAUCAUUUGUUUACGUAAAUCGAAUGCGUCUGCUCGCAAAAUCAUUUGAUUGAAAUAGUUAGUUCAAAACUGUGUCGUUAUUUGCAGAACGUAACUUUACACACAUUCUUCUUGCUAUUCAUAAUCUUCCGUUCAUAUAAC
Cylicocyclus nassatus is the source of this 478-nucleotide messenger RNA. The record is from the annotation of a GenBank genome assembly. NCBI's taxonomy places the organism in Eukaryota, Metazoa, Nematoda, Chromadorea, Rhabditida, Strongylidae.